This is a messenger RNA of Cyprinodon variegatus (sheepshead minnow), 5780 nucleotides long. It is a transcript of the gene elfn1a, whose product is annotated as extracellular leucine-rich repeat and fibronectin type III domain containing 1. Lineage: Eukaryota; Metazoa; Chordata; Actinopteri; Cyprinodontiformes; Cyprinodontidae. Gene Ontology annotation, molecular function: protein binding. The transcript is spliced from 4 exons. Bases 853 to 3219 code for a protein of 788 amino acids. The record is from RefSeq and is a predicted model, not a curated record. Gene Ontology annotation, cellular component: plasma membrane.
CGAGAGGAGCUCAGUGCUGAAUUAAAUCAGUCUCCGCUUAAUGGAUCUCUGAGGCUCGCUUCACAGAUGCUCGCUGCUGAGUGAUCCUCAAAUCUGGAAUCUUUUUAUUUCAUUAGUUACUUUAAAUAAUUGCUUUUAAUCUUUAACGCCAUUAAUGUAUCCGCAUCCUUUGAAAUUGUAUUGUAUUCGAUGUGAGAUACAGUGAUACUCCGUUUAGUGUCGGGACGAAGGUUCCUGUUCUGCUAUCACUCAGCAGGUCACUGCCUACAGCGUAUGUGGCAAUCAGGCUGUAUCCAGUAAUUAUUCUGUCAAGCUGGACCUUCAAAAUGUUCAACUACUGCUGCUCAUGAAUCUGCACUCCAUUUACAAGUACCGUUAAGAAACCAGUGAGAGAAUUCAGGAAAGAUCUACCCUCUACAAGGCUAUCAGGGAUGUGUUCAAUAACUGAGGACUCCAACCCAGAUUCCAUCAGUUAUUCAUCUGUGCACAUGGGAGAGACAGAGAAAAGAGAGAACUGCCAGAAUCACCAAGAUGAGACAAUUUAAUUAUGGUAGCCUCUGAGGACAAAAGUUCCAGACAAGCUAAGGUGGUGAAAUCUCCUUUUGAACGUCGCCUCAAGUUUCCAACAAGCAUAUCUCAUUGAGAAGAAGUUGAAAGAAGACAGUCAACAUUUUUUUGAUUGGUACAUGGGGACAAUAUGUGUCAUCACACAUCCAUCAGUAAAAGCAAGACAAGUAAAAGCAAUUAUUCUGGCUCUGAGAACAGUUGAACAUCCUGCUGAUUCAAUAGAAGGAUCACAUCAAAGUACUGAAACCGUGGUAUUAAGCCCCCUUGUUUUUUUCGGCCCUAUACAUGACUUUCAGAGAAGCACAAAUGGCCUGCAGAUCAGGCAUGGUGAUGAGUGCCUUGUUUUGGUCUGUUACUGUUGUAUGUUUGACUCACAUUGAAGGAGUAAAUGGUGAUUGUUGGUUAAUUGAGGGUGAAAAGGGCUUUGUAUGGCUUGCGAUUUGCAGCCAAAAUCAACCGCCUUAUGAGGCCAUCCCACAGCAUAUCAAUAACACCAUUGUUGACCUUCGUCUGAAUGAAAACAAAAUCAAAAGCAUUCAUUAUUCCUCUCUCAGUCGCUUUGCCAACUUGACCUACCUAAACCUGACCAAGAAUGAAAUCUCAUACGUAGAGGAUGGAGCCUUUUCUGCACAGUUUAACUUGCAAGUUCUCCAAAUGGGCUUCAACAAGUUACGAAAUCUAACAGAGGGGAUUCUCCGGGGUUUAGGAAAGCUGCAGUACCUCUACCUCCAGGCAAACUUGAUUGAAACUGUGACACCUAAUGCCUUUUGGGAAUGCCCCAACAUAGAAAACAUUGAUCUCUCAAUGAAUCGAAUACAGCAGUUAGAUGGGUCCACGUUUGCCAGUCUAAACAAACUCACCACUUGUGAGCUGUACACAAACCCUUUCAACUGCUCUUGUGAGCUGCUUGGGUUUGUAAAAUGGCUUUCAACUUUUCCAAAUCGGACAAAUGAGCGGAUGGUCUGUGACUCUCCACGUGGUGUUGCAGGUUACAGCUUACUGAGCCAGAAUCCUAACAACCCUACAUACCGAAAUGCACUGCACAUGCUAACUACUGUGUGUACUGACGACUAUGUGACACCAUUUAUUACUGUCUCCAUGGAGUCCACAACGCUACCACCUGACGUUACACUUUGUGGGCUGGAAGACUGUCCCUCAGGCACCGAACCAGAGGAUUUAACCAUCAGUACAACUGAAAAUGAUGUAGAGGGAACCCCUCUGAUGAAAGUUAGGGAAGUAACAAACACAGGUGCAACCAUUACAGUCCAGCUUCCUAAUCCCUUUCUGAAGAUGUUUAGUCUGGUACUUUAUAACAACAGCUUUUUCACAGAUAUUCAAAAACUAAAGGCCAAAAAGGAAGACAUAGAGCUGAAAAACCUUAAACCCCACACUAACUACACAUACUGUGUUGCUUCGAUACGUAAUGCUCUUAGACACAACCACACAUGUCUAACAGUCUCCACUGGGCCUUGGAAUGGAAAAGACAGAGUUGUAAGCAACACAACUGCCACUCACUAUAUUAUGACUAUUUUGGGCUGCCUUUUUAGCAUGGUGAUUUUUCUUGGAUUUGUUUAUUACUGCUUGCGCAGGAAGCGUCAAGAAGACGAAAAGCAAAGGAAAGCAGGCAGUCUUAAGAAGAAUAUAAUGGAACUCAAAUAUGGACAAGAACUAGAAGGUGGGACUAUUUCUCGAAUGUCUCAAAAGCAGCUGAUGGCCGGAGAAAGCAUGGGCCGUAUGCCAUACCUACCAUCUGCAAGUGAAAUGGAGCAGUACAAGUUUCAGGAGAUAAGUGAGACUCCCAAAAUGAUGAAGGGUAACUACAUGGAUGUCCGGAGCAUGGAUCAUCAUGAGCGUAGGGAGUGUGACAUGGGAAUGGCUGGGAAUAGUCAAGGAUCAGUAGCAGAAAUUUCCACAAUUGCAAAAGAAGUUGAUAAAGUAAAUCAAAUAAUUAAUAACUGUAUAGAUGCCCUAAAGUCAGAAUCAACUUCUUUUCAAGGGGUUAAAUCUGGAGCAGUAUCCACAGCAGAGCCUCAACUAGUUCUUUUAUCAGAGCACCCUCAAAGUAAAUCUGGCCUUCUUUCUCCAGUUUAUAAGGACAGCUACCAUCACUCUCUUCAGCGGCAUAGAAGCUCUGAUGUCUCGCCGAAGAGGCCCAGCACUGCCACAGGUGGGCCCAUGCGAAGCCCAAGGCCUUAUCGCUCUGACUCCAAGUACAUAGAGAAAACCUCUCCAACAGGAGAGAGCAUAAUAACAGUGACACCUGCCGCAGCCAUCUUGAGGGCUGAGGCAGACAAGAUCCGCCAGUACAGUGACCACAGGCAUUCAUAUCCCGAUCCUCAGAUAGAGGAGCUUGAAGGACCUGAUAGCCACAAGCUGUUGGAGCCCAUUAGCCACUCUCGCUCCAGAGACUUAGCCUAUUCCCAGAUGUCCUCACAAUAUCACAAUCUAAGCUACUCAUCUAGUCCUGAAUACUACUGCAAACCUUCACACAGCAUCUGGGAGCGAUUCAGACUCCACCGCAAGCGACAUAAAGAUGAAGAGUACAUGGCAGCUGGCCAUGCUCUUCGUAAGAAAGUUCAAUUUGCAAAAGAUGAGGACCUGCAUGAUAUUUUAGACUACUGGAAAGGGGUUUCAGCCCAGCAUAAAUCAUAAUUCAUGUAGAUGAUUUUAAAAUGGACCUUCUGUUGUUAAAAUGACACAAGAACAUUGUAUGACAUCUGAGUCAAUGGAUAAUUCUAUACCAUAAUUAACUAAUCUCUCAUGUAUAUCACAUCUCUUUUGACUGUGAAGAAGAUGAAGUGAAGAUUUGUAAAACUUCAAUUAUUAUCUAAAGCAUUCAUCUGGGGAAAAAAGUGCAAAUUAAUUAUGAAUAUAAAUAUAUAUAUAUAUAUAUAUAUGUGACAAUGGAUAUUAGGUUUUUCGGGUAUCGCAUGGCCAAGUCCUGUGACAGUGGAUUUGCUGUUGUGUAAUAUGAGACUACUAUAUGAAGAAACUGAAACUUUUUAUUUUUUUGACGAACUUUCGGGACCCAAGCAAAGAGAACACUUUUUCUUCCUCCUUGCAUAUAUUUAAUUGAAAAUUGUGUACAGAUAUGGGUUUCUAUAUUUGAAACGUUUUCUGUGUAAAUGGUGAAGUUUUAGAUGAAUCAGGUUUAUCAAACUGACCGCAUUCUGUUUUGAAUACAAUUAUGUUAAAGUUUAACUUUAGCCCUAGAACCGCAAUCAUUUCAGUACUCCUCCGAACUGCCAGAGUUUUAAAGCCCAUUUCUAAGACCAUAAAAAGACAAAAGUUUUAUUCAAAACCACUGCUUUUUGAUCAUCAACUGUUAUAUAUUAUGUAGGGAGAAUAACACUUAACCAGCAGAGAAAAGCUAUUUGGACUAUUUGUUUUACAUUAAGUCACGACAGGCAUAUACUGUAAUGUAGUUGAAGUUUCGAAAAGGUUGGUAGUUAACUUACAAGUAAAAAAAUAAAAUAAAAUAAUAGUAGUCUAUAAAACAAAGAUAAAAGCAAUCUAUAUUUAUUGAUAUUGAAUGGUUUUCUGCCCAUUCGGUUCUUUUUUGUGCAGUUCUUGUUUUUUUUUUUUGCCAACGACUGAAGGCAUUUAGUGAUUUGCAGAUUAAUGAAUGUAAAAAAAAUACAUCCUCAGAAGAAGACCCAUGUUUGCUAUGGUUAGUUUUCAGUACAUAUGGCAGUGAAAAGAUUUUCAGCCCUUCAUAAACAAAAAAGGACAUUUUUCUAUCCAAAUCCUGCAUUGAAAUUUUUACAAACAGCUUGUUGCACCUUUUUGCAAAUCUUGUUCUUUUUCAAGCUUUUAGAUAAUUAACAAAACCAGUCUAUAGUUAUGGCCAAAAGCAAUUUGUUCUGGCCUUAGCCCACACAUUCAAAUAUAAUAUAUUUUUUUAUGAUUUACAGGAUAAUAUAAUGUGUUUCUGGGAUAAAAAUGACUACUUGGCAGUUGUUGGUAUAAAAGGUCAAAUGCCUUUUCUUUUUAUGACACAAAUAUCUUAUACCUAAUACAAUGUUAAGGAGAGAAACUUUAGUAAAAGCCAUAGAGUAUUAGACAGAGGGUUUAAUUAGUGUUAUACUUAGAGCUGAAAAAGUGCAAGGAGUAAAAAUGAUUUUCUUACGGUUCUAGUGUUAAAGUAAUUUCAAAAAACACCACCUGUUGUAUUAUUGCCACCUUUACUUAAUUUGUUCUUUUAUUUUUGUAAUGAUUCAGAUGGAUUCAGUUUUUAGUCCCCUGAAUCACAGAGUGCAGUAUUCACUGGUUUGGAUCCAGUCCCUGCAGGCAAAAAUGCAGUAUAAAUCAUACUGCAAUAAACGUCUGUUUUUCAGUUACAUUAACCGCCAUUUAUAUCUUUUGUACCAAAGUAGAAAAAGUUAAAAUGUUUACAAAUUUUCUGCAUAGUCUGAGGAAUUAAUUAACAUACAGGAGUAGGUCAGUAUUUUAUUUAAGGUUCCCCCUUAAAAUUAAUAAUUGGGAAACCUUUUUUUAUCCAGAAAUAGGAUUUUAUUUUAAAGUCUGCUGUACAUCUCUAAAAGACCAAUGGGAAGGCAGCUGUACAUUAUCAUUAUUUAAGUAGACGGAAAGCUUCCCUGCUGGGAAGUCUGAGGAUGAAUGUAAGAGAUACAUAUUCUAAUUUAUCUAUGGCAGCUUCCUCUAUGUAUUCUUAAGAGGAGUUCAAAAUCAUGUUAACAACUGAGGGUUUUAUUUUAAUUUUUAUUUUGCUUUAUAUUUCUUCCAGCCUGCUAUAUUGUAUAAUGUGUGAUGAUAUACAAACAAACAUAACUGGUUUUUCAAAUGGGCCUUGAUGCUUGCUGAGAGGUUUAUUGUGAAUUGUCUCUGCAUUUUGUAUAUUAUGAGAGAUAAGGACCAGGCAAACAUCAACAUACUAAAGUUUAGUUUUCGAAUGUUAAACUGAAUCCUCUGACUUAAUGGCUGUGAAUUUAUAUAUUACAUUUAUCCAUUUUUUCAAGCUUUUUUAUUUGUAAGAUGUUUAUGUAUUUUAUUCCAACAAGGCUCAUGAUGAUUCAUUACAUGGCUAAAAUGUAAUCAAUAUACUGUACUCUGUUAUGCACACGACAUUGCUAGAGUUUCAUGGUCAGUACUUUAAAUGCAACUUACCCACAAACAAGAAAACAAAAUAAAGAAAAUGUGUCUUCAAUUAUUCUGACAAUUUACAUUUGAGAUCAAAUUUAACCCAACCCCCU